UUCCGUGGCUCUCAGAGUUCGAGCUCCUCUCUUGCUGGUCUAUAUAUAACAAGGCCCUCCCCGCACGCUUCCUCCUCACAUCGCACAUAAUUUAGAGGCAUUUUACAAGGAGACAAGAGAGCACGGCGAGAGAAAAUAGAAGAGGAAGAUAUCCUGAAUUCCUGAUCCCAUGGAGAGAGUUGCCUCGCGCUGUGUCAGCCUCCUAGCACAAAGGAGGGGCUACUCUGCGGCCGCGACCAUGGUGAAAGGAGCUGGGAGGAGCGCCGCCGCCACCGAGGAGAAGACCGCUGUCGCGGCGAAGAGCGCAAUGGCGGCCAAGAAGGACGUGGGCACUGGCGCUGAGAAGGCCGCGUGGGUGCCGGACCCGGUGACUGGUUACUAUCGGCCGUCGGGCGGCGCCAAGGAGGUGGACGCGGCUGACUUGCGCGCCAAGCUGUGCUGCUAAGCAAAGCAAGCGAACUAAUUGACGGCCGCCCACCAAGAACAUUUCCUCCCUUAAGCAUAAUCGUAAAACUGAAGAUUGUGAGGCGUUUCCACAGCUCUGAUCGAGCAUGGCUUUGCCUCUCUUUUUUUUUUGAGGGGAGCAUGGCUUGGCCUUAAGAUACGUGCUCUCAUUGAUCGCUAUAGUCCACUUUCUCCUACCGCGGCGUGUCCAGGAGAAUUCGCCUUCCUGCUUCUCUUCCCGAUGUUCGGCUGUUUGCUUGAUACAAGAAUAUAAUUUUGUACUGAUUGAUUAAAUAAUGAGUACAGUGAUUAAACGA
Molecule: messenger RNA, 761 nt
Organism: Triticum urartu
Lineage: Eukaryota; Viridiplantae; Streptophyta; Magnoliopsida; Poales; Poaceae
Product: protein SENESCENCE-ASSOCIATED GENE 21, mitochondrial
Biological process (GO): response to stress
Cellular component (GO): mitochondrion
Source: RefSeq, a predicted model, not a curated record